GACAGGAGCGAGGGGAGGGGGCGACAGCCUGUUUCGGCUCUCUCGACCCUUUGCGGAUCGAGCCGAGCCCCCUCCUGAUUCCACCCAGAACCCCCACCCAUUUGUCUCCCGCUUUGGAUGGGGGGAAAGCAGAGCACGGCGGGGCGGCCCCGGGGUGCUUUUCCCGGUGUCUCUACGGAUGACAGCGCGGUGCCACCCUCGGCCCACUUCGGCCACUACCGGCCGAGCGGCACCAUGGGCCUGCGGAGCCGCUCAGUGAGCUCCGUAGCCGGGAUGGGCAUCGAUCACAGUCCCGCCGUGCCCUUCGGCUUCUACACCCCCAGAGGGACGGACCCGGAUCGAGCUGGAGGGGGGUCAGGGGGCACUACAGCCGCCCCCCACGGUACCGGUUACCAGGACACUGGGGGCGGAGGGCACCACACGGACGGGGUGCUGUAUCUGGGGUCCCGGGGGUCGCUGGCUGACACCUUACCCCUGCACAUCGCACCCCGCUGGUUCAGCGCGCACAGCGGAUUCAAGUGUCCUGUCUGCUCCAAGUCUGUGGCGUCCAAUGAGAUGGAAGUUCACUUCAUCAUGUGUCUAAGCAAGCCUCGCCUCUCCUAUAAUGAUGAUGUGUUGGCGAGGGAUGCUGGUGAGUGUGUGAUCUGUCUAGAGGAACUGCAGCAAGGGGACACCAUAGCCAGACUGCCGUGCCUCUGCAUCUACCACAAAAGCUGUAUAGACUCAUGGUUUGAGAUCAAUCGGUCCUGCCCUGAACACCCAUCUGACUGACUUACCACCAGGCCCACUAUGAAUACUGUUCAAGAACAUCUCGUGGUCCUGCCAUGGAUAUCUGGACACAGACGCAACCAAAUCCGAUGAAACAAUCAAAGCGAUCAACACAUACUUAUCCUGACAGAAUCCAUCAUCCUAACCAAGAUAAUUAUUCCUUGUGAACUGAACCAAAAAAAACGUGACCGUCAAACCAUUGUACAUUAAAGGGCCCCUCCCGAGCCCACCAUUUUACAUCUGCUGAGAAGACUGCUUUAAAAAUCCACAUUCCUUCCUCCCCCCCCUCACAUAUCCUGGCAAACAGAAUCCCUGAAAGGGCUUCAUCAGGCCUCAACUCCCCUUCCAAAUCAGCCGUGGCCAGUUGCCUCUCUGAGGUGCUCAGGUCCUUACAGGUCUCCAGCAGCUGGCCUUCCAUCUUGUAUCUGGAUCCAAACCUGUCGGUCAUUUGUGUCCAACCCUCCCAUGGCCUUAACUGGGGAGAGGAGAGGGAACAGAGCAGGGAGGGGGCAGGAGGGAAGAGGAUGGAAGAAGAAGAAGAAGAAGAAAAAGAAGACGAAGAUUGGAAGAGAGGACAAAUGGAGGAUUGUUGAGUUGCAGAAGCUUGCUAUGAGAAACAGUCUUGUACAAUAUUCAGUGGGCCUCUCAUUUCACAACAGGACUCCGACUCAGUGACAUCCUCACAUAAAAGACUCGGUCCCGGUGUGCUUCUCUCUCAUAGUUCCUGCCUCAGUUCUGUGUCCUUCCUCGCCAAUUUGACUCAUAAGAAUUACAUCAAAACCUUAGAUCGGGUUUAUGCACACCUGGGCAGGCAGGGAGGGUUUAGCAUAAAAAAAAAAAACCUGGGAUGUCAGCUUGUCUUGUAUGUACAAAAUAGAGGGGGGAACCUGAAGACGGACUGGGGAUGGAGGAGUAGUCUGAGCACACUCAGUUCUGAUUGGGAGGGACGAAGAGGCCAGCAAUGUUGUUUACGCUCCUACUGUGUAACAUGUACGUUAGGGAUGCUCCAGUGUCAGGCUUCAUCCUGUAUGUGUAUGUACACCAUGUGUGUGUGUGUCUGUGUGUGUGUGUGUGAGUGUGUGUGUGUGUGUGUGUGUGAGUGUGUGUGUGUGUUCAAGAGACCUCGGAACGGUGACAAAAUAGCUUUUGCUGAAGCAUAGUGACUGUGUGUGUGUGUGUGUGUGUGUGUGCGCG
This is a messenger RNA of Seriola dumerili (greater amberjack), 1962 nucleotides long. It is a transcript of the gene znrf1, whose product is annotated as zinc and ring finger 1. The record is from RefSeq and is a predicted model, not a curated record. NCBI's taxonomy places the organism in Eukaryota, Metazoa, Chordata, Actinopteri, Carangiformes, Carangidae. The coding region runs from base 118 to 771 and encodes 217 amino acids. The transcript is spliced from 5 exons.